AUGGGAAUUCUUGAAAAAAUCGCCGAUAUCGAGGCCGAAAUGGCCCGAACGCAGAAAAACAAGGCCACCGAGUAUCACUUGGGUCUGCUCAAGGGAAAACUUGCCAGGUUGCGAGCAGAAUUGAUGGAGAAUCAGACGAAAUCAUCCGGUGGAAAGGGUGAAGGUUUCGAUGUCAUGAAGUCGGGUGACGCGAGAGUUGCCCUCAUCGGUUUUCCAUCUGUCGGAAAGUCGACUCUCUUGUCUCUCAUCACCAAGACUACCUCUGAAGCCGGAGCGUAUGAAUUCACAACGUUGACUUGCAUUCCCGGAGUCAUCGAAUACAAAGGCGCGAAUAUCCAACUUCUCGAUUUGCCCGGUAUCAUCGAAGGAGCUGCCCAAGGAAAAGGUCGUGGUAAACAAGUAAUUGCGGUGGCUAGAACAGCUGAUUGCGUCGUGAUGCAAGUUGAAGCGCACAAAGCUGAAAUUCAAAUUCCAAAAUUGACGCUUGAAUUGGAAGCUGUCGGAAUCCGUUUGAAUCAGGGACCCCCAGACAUUUACUUCAAGCAGAAAAAAGGCGGCGGUUUGGCAUUCAACUCGACAGUAAAAUUGACGAAAUGCAAUCAAAAAAUGGUGCAAAUGGUCCUCGCCGAUUACAAAAUCUUCAACGCGGAGGUGCUCUUCAGAGGCGACUAUUCUAUCGAUCAGUUCAUCGAUGUCGUUGUUGGAAAUAGAAUUUAUAUGCCUUGCCUGUAUGUCUUCAAUAAAAUUGAUCAGAUUUCGUUGGAAGAGGUUGACAGAAUCGCAAGAACGCCUAACUCAGUGGUAAUCAGUUGCAAGGACAAAUUAAACCUGGACUACCUGAAAGAUUGCAUUUGGGAUAAACUGGCGAUGAUUCGAGUGUUCACAAAGAAGCCAGGAGAGAAGCCGGAUUUGAGGGACGAAGAAGGAAUUAUUCUACGAGGAGGGUCGACGGUGGAACACUGUUGCCAUGCUGUGCAUAGAUCGCUCAAGGCAGAUUUUAAAUAUGCUCUUGUUUGGGGAACAUCGGCCAAGCACUCGCCCCAACGAGUUGGCCUCAGGAAGAACGAUAUGAUUUCGGGACAGUACGUCACCGUCGACGGCCACGAAGGCUACUCGAUCGUCCAAGCAGCAGAUUCAACGCAAAUUCCCGUAACGCUCAUUCCAGAAACGACGCCUUCCGAAGCGCAGAUUCAAGCCGAUUCUGGAAUCACUGAUGAAAAUCUAAUAACGAUUUCUGCGCGGGAAGUGAACCAACUCGCGAGUCAUCUACCGCCCGAGCAGAUAAAAAUUCUAAAGCAACGGCGAAGGACGCUCAAGAAUCGCGAAUAUGCAGCUGCCUGCAGAAACAAACGGUCAAAUCAACGAGAAGACCUCAAAAACGGCUGCUCCUUGCUGAAUAAAAAAAUUUCGUUGAUCGACGACCAAAAUGAAAAGCUUAAAAAUUUAUUGCUCAAGGCGACGCAGAACUUUCCAAAUGUUCGUCUUCCACAAUUUCUAGAGGAAAUAGACAGUCAAAUGGUCGUCCUUGAUAUCGUAAAAGAAGAAAGUUGA
Molecule: messenger RNA, 1551 nt
Organism: Oikopleura dioica
Lineage: Eukaryota; Metazoa; Chordata; Appendicularia; Copelata; Oikopleuridae
Source: the annotation of a GenBank genome assembly